GGCCACCUAGCUCCUUGUCCUAUAACCGCACGCAUCGUUCGCCAAUAUCCAUCGUGGCGGCGCCGCGUCACUCUGGCCUGCAUAUCUGCUCCUGUAAUCCUUCUAUGUCUUGCUGGAGUGGCACUGGUCGCUUGGCUUCUGGCCAGCUUACAAUAUGCGACAGAUAUUCUUGAUCAGAAGGGAAAUCUGGCCCCCGGAGUUGUACAUCUACCUAAGGAAAAGAAAUUCCAAAGCCUUCUAUCUGAUCGGGCAUAA
Protopolystoma xenopodis is the source of this 255-nucleotide messenger RNA. The record is from the annotation of a GenBank genome assembly. NCBI's taxonomy places the organism in Eukaryota, Metazoa, Platyhelminthes, Monogenea, Polystomatidea, Polystomatidae.